AUGUUAAUUCACAAGCCUGGGACGUUUGCGUGCCAAUAUUGUCCUAAAUUAUAUAAGAGAAAAGACAUAUUAAGGGAGCACCAAUACCUACAUUUUGGUGGUCCAAAACAUAAGUGCAAUGAUUGCGGAAAAGAAUUUGGUGAUAAACGAAACUUGAACACUCAUGUAAAAUUAAAACAUGAAGAAUCUCUCAUAAAAUGCCCCAAAUGUGAAAAAAUGUAUUCCGGAAAAAGACAACUACGAUACCACGACAACAGAGUUCAUUCACUCAAAAAACCAUAUAAGUGCAACAAAUGCAAAGAGGCAUUUCCAGUACCAUGUCUGCUUGCGACUCAUCGUAUUAAAAUGAAUCACUGUGACACAUUACACGAUUAA
Messenger RNA from Aphis gossypii (cotton aphid), 375 nucleotides. Its product is annotated as zinc finger protein 141-like. Gene Ontology annotation, biological process: regulation of transcription by RNA polymerase II. Lineage: Eukaryota; Metazoa; Arthropoda; Insecta; Hemiptera; Aphididae. Gene Ontology annotation, cellular component: nucleus. The transcript is spliced from 2 exons. Bases 1 to 375 code for a protein of 124 amino acids. Gene Ontology annotation, molecular function: DNA-binding transcription factor activity, RNA polymerase II-specific; RNA polymerase II transcription regulatory region sequence-specific DNA binding. The record is from RefSeq and is a predicted model, not a curated record.